AUGCGCCGCUAUUUCGCCUUCGGCGCCAACCUCUCUCCGAGAGCCCUGGCGCAGCGCCUCGGAAGCCCGCCGGGGCCAGGGCCGAGCCUGGCAGCUGCGCUGCAGGACUGGGAGCUGCGCUUUGAUGUGCAAGGCUACUGGCCCCAGGUCGAGGGUGCCUUCGCAUCGGCGGCCCCUCGCAAAGGUGAGAGGAUCUACGGCGUGGUUCACAUGCUCAGUGAGGAGCAGCUCCACGUCCUAGACGGCUUGGAGGGCGUUCCGGAGGGCCAGAACCUGCGGGUGGAGGGCGGCCGCCUGAGAGACCUCAAUGGCUCUGAGCUGCCAGGGGAGGGCUGCACUUUUUACACCUGCGGCCCCUCGAUGCGGUUGCCGGAGGGCGUAGAGGCGAGACCAAGCGCACGCUACCUCGAGAUGCUGGAGAGCGCAGCAGUUGACGCUGGGCUUCCACCCGCCUGGGCGGAGUCCUUCGCCGAGCGACGGCGCCAGCUGCCUCGCUGCCCCUCGCUGCCGCGCCAGGCCCUGGUCGAUGAGCUCCCCGGAGGAGCCGCCGCGAUCUCCUUCGCCUCGCCAACGCUGCCCGAUCAGGCGUUAACAUCGCUGUGCGGGCUCGUUUUCGUCUGCGAGCAAGCACGGGAGGUGGCACUGGCCGUUCUCCGUCGGGGCGCGCGGCCCUGGCGCGGUGAGAAGCUGCCUGAGGCGCUGACGGAGGCGCGGCACCUCUGGGGCUCAGACCGGGUGGAGGAGAUCCUCAGCUGCUGGCUGGCGCAGUUCCGGGCGCUCUUCGGGCCCCCAGUCGGGCUGCUGGCUGAGGACUGGGAGGUGUCUGCGACGCCGCACCGGCUUCCGCUGUGA
Messenger RNA from Symbiodinium natans, 852 nucleotides. Lineage: Eukaryota; Dinophyceae; Suessiales; Symbiodiniaceae. The record is from the annotation of a GenBank genome assembly.